Molecule: messenger RNA, 6976 nt
Organism: Clarias gariepinus (North African catfish)
Lineage: Eukaryota; Metazoa; Chordata; Actinopteri; Siluriformes; Clariidae
Gene: slc9a1a
Product: solute carrier family 9 member A1a
Exons: 12
Coding region: 799-3153 (784 amino acids)
Biological process (GO): sodium ion transport; regulation of pH; proton transmembrane transport
Cellular component (GO): membrane
Molecular function (GO): sodium:proton antiporter activity
Source: RefSeq, a predicted model, not a curated record
CCCAGGUCUAUUACGCAAAUGGGUGUGUUUUUGUGGAGCUGAUAUUUAAUCCGCAGCAUCCACGCGCACCGCAAGCGCGAACUGCUCAGUCCGUGCGCAUGAGGCGGCCGUUAAACGGUAGCGCUUUGGCACGCGAAAGGAACGGAAGAACCCACCACCACCUCCGCAUCAACAAGGGAUAAUUUAAUUUCUUAAGGCAGAGAGUGUACGCGCGUGUGAGCAACAUCGGGGUGGAAAGUCUCAGAAAAGUCGUGUGUUUUUUAUUAAAUACGGUAUAGAUAUAUUCGCUCGCGCGCAUGGAGAAGAGUCACGCGCUAAAAUUCAAAAAUUCAAAUCCGGCUCACGCGCAAGCGAGCUUCGGAUGCUGACAUUGUGAACGUCCUUUCUAUUUCUAUAAGCGCGCGCGGGUGUGUGUAAGAGAGAGUAAUUUAGAGAGAGAGAGAGAGUGUGUGUGUGUGUGUGUGUGUGUGUGUGUGAACUCGUAUCCGUGUUUCCCGGUGUAAUGUUUGAGUCUUAACGUCAGUUUAACAAAACAGCCAGGUUAGCAUUAGCACUUUAUAUUCUUUGACAGAAUGCUAGCCUGCUAGCUAAGUGACAAAGCUAAACUCCAGUUCUUUCUUUUUUUUUUUUUAUGGUUUACAUACCUCUAAAGAGCGUGUUAGCUUAGCAUUCCAGCUAGCUGCCUGUGGUGUCAGGAAACUAGGAAGUAGCCUUGGCUAAAACAUUCCUGUCUCUCAAGAUGCUGUGUAGUAUAUUUUCCUGAAGCUUGUGCCGGGUUUGUAAACACACCAGUCCACCAUGGCAUCAUCACCAGUGCACCGGACAUUAAGGAUGAACUUGCUGGCAGUGAUGAUUAUGAUGAUGGUGGUGGUGAUGAUGAUGGUCUCGGUGCAUGGGAGUUCCCCUCAAUCAUCCCACGAGAACCCGAGCAGUGAUGUUAAGAACCAAGAUCAUGGAGCGGGUCAUCAGAAGAAUUACACCAAAAAGGCUUUCCCAGUGUUGUCGUUUGACUAUGAAAAGGUUGAAUAUUAUUUCAUCAUAUUCCUCUGGAUCCUACUGGCGUCCCUGAUGAAGCUAGGAUUUCACUUGAUCCCACAGCUGUCCUCGAUCGUUCCAGAGAGUUGUCUGCUAAUCGUGGUGGGUCUCGUACUGGGCGGGUUCAUCAAGCUCAUUGGCGAGACCCCUCCUGUACUCAAAUCUGAGCUUUUCUUCCUCUGUCUCCUCCCCCCAAUCAUCUUGGAUGCCGGCUACUUCUUACCCAUAAGGCCCUUUAUGGAGAACCUGGGCACCAUACUGAUGUUUGCCGUUGUGGGCACUCUGUGGAACUCCUUCUUCAUUGGUGGCAUGCUGUUCGGCGUGUGUCAGCUCGAAGGGACAUACUUGAGCACAUUUGACCUACUGCCCUGUCUGCUUUUCGGCGCCAUUAUUUCCGCUGUGGAUCCUGUAGCCGUCUUGGCUGUGUUCGAGGAAAUUCACAUCAACGACCUUCUGCACAUCCUGGUGUUCGGGGAGUCGCUGCUAAACGAUGCGGUCACAGUGGUUCUGUAUCAUCUGUUCGAGGAAUACACAGAGAUGGGCACAGUGACGAUAGGAGACGUCUUCCUGGGCGUCGUGUCUUUCUUUGUCGUGUCUCUGGGUGGCAUCCUGGUAGGCGCCAUCUACGGCAUCCUGACCGCCUUCACCUCCCGCUUCACGUCCCACACGCGCGUUAUCGAGCCACUUUUCGUCUUCGUCUACAGCUACCUGGCGUACCUGUCAGCUGAGGUGUUCCACCUCUCUGGGAUCAUGGCAUUGAUCGCGUGCGGUGCCGUCAUGCGACCUUACGUGGAGGCCAACAUAUCCCACAAGUCGCACACCACCAUCAAGUACUUCUUAAAGAUGUUGAGCAGCGUGAGCGAGACGCUCAUCUUCAUUUUUCUCGGGGUGUCCACGGUGGCCGGAAAGCACAGGUGGAACUGGACGUUUGUCACAGUCACAGUAAUCCUGUGCAUGGUGGCUCGUGUACUCGGCGUCAUUGUUUUGACCUUCGUCAUCAACAAAUUCCGCAUUGUAAAGCUGACCACCAAGGACCAGUUCAUCAUAGCGUACGGUGGCCUGCGAGGAGCAAUCGCUUUCUCCCUGGUCUACCUGCUCAACGAGCAUCACUUCCCUAUGAGGGAUCUGUUCGUCACAGCCGUCAUCACAGUCAUCUUCUUUACCGUCUUUGUGCAGGGGAUGACCAUUCGUCCCCUGGUAGACCUGCUGGCCGUUAAGAAGAAGCAGGAAACCAAGCGAUCCAUCAAUGAAGAGAUCCACACCCAGUUUUUGGACCACCUGCUGACCGGUAUCGAGGACGUCUGCGGACAUUACGGACAUCAUCAUUGGAAAGACAAGCUGAACCGCUUCAACAAGAAGUACAUUAAAAAAUGCCUGAUAGCAGGCGAGCGCUCGAAAGAGCCCCAGCUCAUCGCUUUCUAUCACAAGAUGGAAAUGAAGCAGGCCAUCGAGCUGGUGGAGAGUGGAGGAGGAGCUAAACUGCCGUCAGCCAUGCCGUCCACCGUGUCCAUGCAAAAUAUCCAGCCCAAGAAACCUCCUGAGCGAAUGAUUCCCAAGUUGUCGAAGGACCAGGAGGAGGAGAUCCAGAAGAUUCUACGCCAGAACCUGCAGAGGACACGGCAGAGAUUGCAGUCCUAUAAUCGACACACGCUGGUGGCUGACCCCUUCGAGGAUGGCUUUCAGGAGCUUAUCAUCAAAAGGAAGCGGAUGAAGGAUUUGGAGAAGAAGCUUUCUAAGCUAAAGAGUAAUUACCUCACCGUUCCGGCUGGACCUCCUGAUUCCCCCACCGUUGCUAGAGCAAGACUGGCUUCUGACCCUCAAGCCUGGAGCACGAAGCCUACAAACGCAAACAAAAACCUCCCAGCUAUUAAAGUGGACCUGGCUUCACCCCAAAGCCCAGACUCCAUCACCGUGUUGGACGAGUUUGGCAAGGCAGCGGCACGAGACCUACCCGAGGUGGAGGAAGAGGAGGGGCUUGUGAUGCGACCAAAGAAGGAGGACAAGACAGGAGAGCAAGACGACAUGAAGGAGCAGCGACUCCUCCGCUGCCUGAGCGACCCUGGCCCUGCUGUGAAUGAGGAUGAAGAAGAAGAGGACGAUCCCUUCCUCCAUAAAUAGAAAAAAGACAUGGAUGUGACUGCGUAUCUGUGUAUUUGGUUAGCAGUCACACUGUCUUUCGGAAAGGGGGAUGAAAUUUAAUUUUUAAUUUUAAUUCAUGGUACUGUGUUUAAAAAAAAAAAAAAAAAAAAAGUAAUUUGUUAGUUCAUUAUUUUUUGGGGGGAGUGGGAGGGGGACAAGAGGUUGAAGUUGAGGUUUACUGAACUCCAAGCCAAAAUAUAAAUAAAUAAGUAAAUGAACCAAAAAUAAACAAUGGGGGGGAGGAGAGGGGUUGGGGGGCAUAUGAAAAAUAGCCAUUCUUUUCUAGCUUUGUCUUUCUCAUCAACGGAAAGUGAAGAGUGAGCAAGAGACAGUUGAACUAUGCAUACCAAAGGUUCACACUGUUGUAGAGAUUUCUUCUUUGCCUUAUUAUGAUUUUUAAAUUAAUUAAUGAAUUUCUUGUUUUCAUGAUCUAAAACAGUCACCUAGUGCUUUGAAUUAGAAAGUGGGACCCUUUGUUCAUCAGGAGCAAUGUCAAACGCAGAGCACACGAUGGCCUUUCUCAUCUAAUUCAGUCACCUGGUGCAAACCGGGCUCUGAUUUUUAGAGAGCGUAUUCGCCUGGAUGUUUGUGCUUUUCGUUUGUCACUUUAAUAGGAACGAUUUAAUAACGCUACAGCUGGUAGUGUUGGGUGCGUCAGAUAUCUGAAUGCCAGGAUAACCUGGUGAAAAGAUAAAUAUCAGGAAUGAAAUACAUUUUUAUAGGAGUAUGCACUGUAACCACAGAAAGAUAUCUUCACUCUUUAACAAUCUUCAUAUUUAUCAUUUAGUGAAAGUGGAUGAUUCUUGUUAUUCUACAUGGUUUGACUUAUAAGGUUAUGUGCUAUUACUUUAUGAAAUACUUGACUUUUUUUUUCUUCUUCUUCUUUUUUUCAAACCCCACACCCUUUAACUGCACUUCAGCGCUUUUGACCAACAUGUGUAUAUAUGAAACUUGUCCACUUGGUGGAUGUAGGUUUGAUCGCUUGUUCCCAACACUACUCAUACGUUCUGUCUGGUGAGUGUGGUCCAGCUCUACAAGGUUGGGAUUUAUUGCAAACUAUGCAUAAGGGCAUACGUACAGAUUUUUUGUUUUGUUUUUUUAAUCCUUUAAAACAUCAGUCCCGCUGUGUCACUGCAAGUCCUUGCCCUGAACAAAAGACCGUUUAGGUGCUAUAAUUACAGAACGUUUGAUUACCGGGUGUGUAAAAUUUUCAAACAAGACUAAAGAUCUUCUGCAUGCAGAGUAGAUUAGAUUUAUUUUAACAUGAAAUGUAUUUAAAAAAAUGAAUUCUAUAUUUUACAUAAAACAUUUAAAUAUAUUCGAACAUAUUGGCUUGUCGUGUAUCGUAAAGUAUUCCUGUCGUUGCCCGUCUGGUACAUCAUGUCAGUCUGUUCAUGACUCUAUUAAUUUUUUUUUUUGAGGGGUGUGACCCGGAUCACGAUGUCACUCUGACUAAAGAUAACGAUCAAGCAUGUUGUACAUUCAUACCUUGCUUGCUUAGUUACAGUAUAUUUGCCUUUAUUGAUUUAACGGUGCCUUCGUUUGAAUAAUGGCCAAAAGAACACGCAUUAUUCACCCUCAUUAUAUGGGAGAUUUGAUUUCUGGAAGAUCAUGGCAGCAUCCGCCGUUAUUUAGGUUGUCUUAUAAGUUAUAAGAGACUACAUAUUUAUAUACUACAUAUUUUAGCUUAUUUUAUGUUCACUUGGCACUCAGGUCAAUGUACAGGCAGAACCUUACUGCUGUCUCAUACAGUCUCGUAGAGUUUAGAGUAAUCGAAAGACCGAUCGAACGUGUUUUGCUACGAAUGCGCAGUAAUAUUCAUACAUUUGUCUCUUUCAAGUUAUUGACCAGUGAGCUUAUUUCUAUGCUGAUGUUUGCAGAAAUCUACAUCACUGUGCGUUUUAAAGCCCGAGGGUUGAACCUGUAAUGGAACGUAAUCAGUCCAGCAGUGGUUUGUUGUGACGUGAAGGUAAAAAAUAGCAGAACUCAUCCUACACGUAAACCCAGCAAGGGAUAGUCUAAGGAAUGACCUUGAAAUUUAAUCCGGUCAGAUUUUUGUCAUAGUUUGUACUUUCUCAGUUAAAAAAAUGGGGCCUUCAUAAGUAUCUAUUUUCCUUUUUAUACUUUUAUAACCUUGGUUAUAUAUAUUUUUUGGAUUUGUCGCUUCUGCUGUUGUUUGAGUUUGCCAAAAAUAUCUCACCGUUAGCAAAUUCAAAGCAGUUUCACUUUGUAUUGUGGCACUCUUAUUCAUUCUGCAUUGCGUCUACUUGAAAAUGCGAUGUCUCUUAAUUGUUCAUUUUUUUCAUUCUAGAAACAGUCUAGAUGCAAGGUCGACGAAAGACCAUGAGAACGUGGCAGCUCACUGUGUGCACGUGCAGUACGUGUCUUUAGAAUAGAUGAUGCGCUGUGUGAUUGUAUCGAAAUAUCCCUCCUGAACGAGUCUCUCUUUGAGGUUACAUUGGUAGGUAAUAGCUCCCACCAGCAGUCAUAGCUUUUCAGUGUAACAUCAGCUUUUGUUUGAUUUAUCUUUAGCAAUCGUUUAACAAGCCAACUAACUUGUAGGUAAAAAAAAUAUAUUAGGUGACUGGAUGACAUUUCCCAGUGAUCAGUCUAGCUAGGUAUUUAAUCGCAGAUUACCUUUAACAAUUUACACUUACAUUUCAGUUAAUAUCAAUAUUUGCUUUUAUGUGGAAUUGGGUUCAUGUUAUAAGAUUAUCAACUGCUUCAUGUUUUUGUUGCAGGAUGGUUCAGCUAACACUUACCAUUUGACCUCGUCAUGAAUUUAUUAUUAUUAUUAUUAUUACCAUGAUAAGCCCCAAAUCAUCUCAUUGUCUUCGUUCUCAUAAAACCGAGGAGCCGAUUCAGAGUUUUAGAGCUGAACUGAACUGAUUUGUAGUGCAAAGUGAUCAUAUAUCAGAUUUUUAUUAUGUACAGGAAACCAAGUUGUCUGUUGUUACUCACAUGUAUGGUAACGAGCAUGUACAGUUCACACACAUUCAUUUACACUGUAAACCAUAAACAUACUGUUAAAAGCCCAUUCUUGCUUGUCAGUUCCUGUCUGAAACAGCAAUAAACUAGGAAUGGGUACAUACACUUUUUUCUUUUCCUUUUUAAAUCAAAACAGGAAGUGACUCCAGGAAAGAAAAAAAAAGAUUUCCCUUUGCUUCUUGAUACGUCAUUUUAAAAUGUCACACUUUCCUCACUAUAACAGAUUUAAUAGCACAUGUCAAGCUCAAAAUCUCAAUGCAGUGUUUUUAUCUCAAAUAUUUUGAAUGUCUUUGUAUCUUCGCGUGCAGAACAUUAAUAAGGCAUUUGAGGUCAGAAAAGCCCGCUUUUUUGUGUGUUUUUGUUGAUCUUUCCAAGUGUGUGGGAUUUCCAGUAGACAGAGAUGUUAGUUUGUUCGCCAUGUAGUGUUGCACCCGCCUUACACAUUCCUCCUCCGUCCUCUGCUCUAUGGUGUAUCUUUAAGUCAUGUUCGAUUGUUGCACAUCACCUUUUUCUUUGUCAGUUUUGUAACUACUCUGUUGGUUUAAGUCGUUGACGAUGAUGAUCGAGGCAAUAAAAAUUAUUUUAUAUACAAAUUAACAUGUACAUAAUUAAAAAAUGAAUAUAUAUUAAAAUGCUAUAUGUCAGUUUAUUUAAAACGGAAACACUAUAAACACACAUCCUGUGUAUUGCAGAGUAAGGUUGCUUCAGCCUCCUUUACCUUUCUGAAUGAGUGUCGGAACAGCUGUGAUCCAAUGCAAAUGAUGAAACAAUAAAGUUUUCAUGAAAUGAACAUAAAUUGCAUUCAGAUUUUGUC